This is a messenger RNA of Chlorella variabilis, 2025 nucleotides long. RefSeq lists its product as hypothetical. The coding region runs from base 1 to 2025 and encodes 674 amino acids. The transcript has 12 exons. Lineage: Eukaryota; Viridiplantae; Chlorophyta; Trebouxiophyceae; Chlorellales; Chlorellaceae. The record is from RefSeq and is a predicted model, not a curated record.
AUGGCCCCCGCCAAUCCCAGCCGGCUGCCCCAGGUGCUGCUGCUGGCCGCCGUCGGGCUGGCUCUGAUGGCGGCCUCCGCCGCCGCCGAUGACGCCGUGGCGGCCUCCACUGCUGGCCAGGACCCCUGGCGCAAGGGCGAGACCUGGCCCACCUUCAAGGGACCCCGCGGCAAAGACAAGCGCCCCAUCUUCUCCUCCUUCAAGGAGUAUUCCGCGUUCUGCGACAAGACCUGGCCCGACCCCAACACCCCCGCUGGCUGCAAGCCACCCAAGGGAUCCGGCCUCAAGUUCAACCCCAAGCGCAUGCCCAAGGGCGUGCUGCCCUACGGCGCCUGCACCGGCAGGCCUCUGGACCACAAGGAGCACACCAUCAACAAGGACGCCAACGCCACCCGCCCCGCCAAGCCCGUGCCGCCGCCUAAGAAGUACCAGCCCGCCAAGUCCUCCGGCAACCAGGGCAAGCCCUGGGGCUAUGGCAAGCCCGCCGGCCGUCGCCUGCUGAGCGGCGAGGAGGGCGCGACCGUCAUGCGUGCCGCGCACGUGCGUGCCACUCGCACCCACCGUCGCCUGCACCAGGCCGGCGGCGGCGCCGACCAGUGCCCGGGCCUGCAGUGCGUCACCAACAUCCCCAGCCUCGCCCUCGACUUCUCCCUGCCCCUGGACUUGCCCGACGGCUCCACCCUGGACCUGGGAGAGGUGAUCGACCCCUCCACCAUCGUCAACGACUUCCUGGCACUCACCGGCGGCGCCCUCUGCGACCUCUCCUUCUCUGGCGCCGACAUCGCCAGCGGCGCCUGGCUGGCCCAGCUGAUCGGCCGCUCCAACUCCUCGCUGGCACAGAAGGCCGGCUCCCUGAAGUUUGUGACGGUGUCGUUCAAGGCCACCCUCAAGGCCCUCAUUAAUACCGACCCGCUCAACGACAACCAGGUGGGCGUGCCUGCCAGCUUCGACGACUUCCGUGUGCUGGCCAACCUGGAUGCCGCACCCGUGAUCAACCUGGGCGGCAAGAUCCCCCUGGAGCUGGGCGACAUCUUCCAGGCCAGGACCAACCUGUACCUGGCAAACGACAACGAUGGCUUCACGCUGGCCGCCGGCCUCAACAUCACCCAGGGCGGCCUGGGCGGACUGCUUGGCAAGCUGGUGACGAUGCCUGUGGAGGCGCGGGACGCCAUCUCAGCCAUCUUCAAUGCCGGCCAGAUUGGCAGCCCCGUGCUGCUCAAGGGCCUCAACGUGUUUGCUGGCGCCGAGGGCUGGGCGCUGCGUGUGGAGCUGGCCGCCGGCAACACGGGCGUGAUGGCGGGCAUCGGCCCCAUGCUGGACCUCAUCCGCCUGGCCUUCCCGCAGGUGCCGCGCACCGUGGGCGGCACCUUUGGCAUCUCAGGCCGCACCCAGGGCAACGGCCUGCCCAUUGGCGCCACGCUGGGCCUGAACGGUGUGGGCGACAAGACGCUCUACUUCUGCUCCACUACCGCCGACUGCCCCUCGGGCUCCUCCUGCCAGCUGGGCCUGUGCUCCACCACCACCUGCGGCUCGGGCACCUUCCCCACCUCCGCCGUCUCCUGCUCCCUGGCGGCCUGCCCCCCCGGCUUUGUCAACACGGGGCUGACCUGCGCGGAGCAGUGCAAGGCGGGAGAGGUGGACCAGGGCGCCACCUGCGCCGCAUGCCCCGCCGGCAAGGAGUAUGAUGCCGGCCUGUGCUACACCCCCUGCGACCGCGCCAGGAACUACUACCCCGUUGGCCCCGUGUGCUGGCAGCGCUGCGGCGCCGGCUUCACCGACAUCGGCGCCCUGUGCCGCUUCAACGGCCGCUCCAGCUUCGGCAAGGGCUGCUGCUGCAUCAAGGCCUUUGGCCGCGACAACGGCUGCUGCGGCUGCCCCGCAAACAUGAACGACGCGGGCUGCUUCUGCUACCCCACCACUAUUUGGAAGUCGUCCUAUGGCCGUGGCGUGGGCACCGUGCCCGGCAUCCGGAACAAGCAGUCCAUCAGCCGCAUCGUCAUCCCCACCGUCACCCUGCCCAACUGA